AUGAAAAAUGCUAUGUAAAAAUAAAAAUCUCAAUCUUUGCUUUAAAUAAACUCUUUUUUGUGGUUUUACAGAUAAAUUAAUACAUAAUUUAAAGAAGUCAUCUUGAUAAAAUAACUUAGCGAAACCUCUUCUAAUGGAGAGAUUAGUAAUGAUAAGUUAAAUUAUAUAACUAACAUAGUAAAUCAAUUUUAGAAUGAUUUAGUAAUUUUUAUAUAUGAAAGUCAAUAUUGGGAAUCUUAAGAAGGUUUUAUUAUGUUGGAAGGAGAAUUCUAGAAAAUAAAAGUAAAUUAAUUAUUAGAGAGAUUCUAGAAUUAAUAUUUGCUAAAAUUUUAUGUGAAUAAUCUAGACUAAAUUCAAAGAAAAUUAGAAAUGGCAUUCAAAUUUUUAGAUUACAUAGAAUAUGUAUGCAAAAAAUAAGAUGAAUUGGAAAAUUUAUAUGAUAAUUUAGUUUAAUGGAUUAAGAGAAAUUUGAGAUGA
Paramecium sonneborni is the source of this 477-nucleotide messenger RNA. The record is from the annotation of a GenBank genome assembly. Lineage: Eukaryota; Ciliophora; Oligohymenophorea; Peniculida; Parameciidae.